This is a messenger RNA of Andrographis paniculata, 966 nucleotides long. RefSeq lists its product as uncharacterized. The record is from RefSeq and is a predicted model, not a curated record. NCBI's taxonomy places the organism in Eukaryota, Viridiplantae, Streptophyta, Magnoliopsida, Lamiales, Acanthaceae. The coding region runs from base 41 to 793 and encodes 250 amino acids. The transcript has 3 exons.
GAAUUAUGAAGCCAAAGAUGAAAGCCUACUGAGAUAAGUAAUGGCGAGUCCUUUGUCGGAAGACUUCUCUGUGGUGGUUUCGGGGUCGGAUUUGGGCAUCGACAGCCGGAAGUUUCAAUCGGAGCGGCAGCCGGAAGAAGAGGAUUGGCAUGACUGUUUUUCGUCUCUUCCCUCUGCCGGUGAUCAUAGCCUUGAUUACGCAGAACUUGACGCGCUCAACUUCUUCCGUCGUGAAGGAGGUUCUGAUAAGUCCGGGAACCGUAUUUUCCGCGUAGUCGGAAAGUAUUUCCCUGCUCCUGUAAUCACAGCAGAAAGGCUGAAACAGUAUGUGUUCCAUAAGAUUUUGACUGAGAUGCCAGAAGGGCCAUACUGUAUUGUGUAUAUGCAUAGCACCGUACAAAAGGAGGAUAAUUCUCCGGGGAUUACAAUCCUAAGGUGGAUUUAUGAAGAACUACCUGAUGAGCACAAAGAGAGGCUUCAGGUUGUGUAUUUUGUUCAUCCCGGACUCUGGUCCAGACUUGUCUUUGCCACUUUUGGAAGGUUCCUUUUAAGUGGAGGCUUAUACUGGAAAAUCAAAUACAUAAGCCGCCUUCAAUACCUCUGGCACGACAUAAAGAAGGGCCAAGUUGAGAUACCCGAAUUUGUUCAGCAGCACGAUGAUAUCCUGGAGCACAGACCUCUGACAGAUUAUGGCAUUGAGCCCGAUCCUUUGCAUCUCACAGAGGUUCCUACCAUGGCCUAUUCGUUUGGGAGGUAUGAAUCUGAGUGGGCAUCGAGGGAGCAUAGGAUUUAGUGUUUUGGUUGUCGUCUCCUUCAUGUCAAAUACAAAUACUCUGUUGUUGGAAGGAUUGAUUCGACGAGUUUUAUGCCUUGGCUUGUAAUGCAAAUUAGAACUUGAUUUUUCUUUCUGGGAUUGAUUUCUGUAAUUACCUUUGAAUGAAUUCUAUAUAUGCCAUGGUUUGUUCA